GGGGGGAGAGUCGGGACCUGUCACCGGUUCGUCCAACUUGAAAAAUCCUUCAACCUGGCAGUUUAUCCCACCAGAAGGAUGCCUCCAACGUGGUGGAGAUUCCUCCAACUUGGAAACAAGACCCCACACGCACGCACGCACACACACACACACACACACACACACACACACACACACACACACACACACACACACACACACACUUUCUCCACUUUAUCCAACGUGAAAAAUCCUCCAACGCGGCAGUUUAUCCCACCAGAAGGAUUCCUCCAACGUGGUGGAGAUUCCUCCAACUUGGAAACUUGUGUUUGUGUGUGCUUUCACCUGCAAAUUAUUUCACCACCCUCACGUAGCUUGGACUAAAAACAAACAAAAAAAGAGAAAACCGGUCUUACUUAUGAGUUGGUGUUAGGGAGACGCUUGCGUGCCCGCGUUUCCUGCAUGCUUGCGUGCCUGACCCCCUGCUCAUUGGCCUGCCUGCCUGCCUGCCAGCCUGCCAGCUUGUCUGCCAGCUUUGCGCUCUCUCUUCAUGGCCGCUGCUCGUUUCACCGCCGCACAGGUUCUAGAGCAGAUUUUUUUAAGCCAAUCUAAUGACGACUCUGAACCAGAAGAGGAAUCUGAGGAAGACGUGUCAAGUGAAGAAGAGAAAGAAAAAGGAGAAGCAGAAGAAGCAGAUACAGCAGGACCAGAAACAGAUGAAGGACAAAAAGACAGCGAGGGAUGUGAUCUAAGGCUGGACACUUCAGAUGAAGAAGUUGAUGAUGAAGAAUAUAAUGAUGAUGAUGAUGAAGAAGUUGAUGAUGAAGAAUAUAAUGAUGAUGAUGAUGAUGAAGAUGAUGAUGAAAUAAUAGAAAAUGUGCAAAGACUGGAGCAAAUAGAACUCGAGGAUGAGGAUGAAGAAGAAGAAAAAGAAGAAGAAGAAGAAGAUAAAACUUUUAUCUCUAAAGACGGGAAAAUAAAAUGGUCCUCCGCUGCGUUUCGCAACGGCGAGGAAGCGAGGAACGUCCCUCUUAGUCCUCUUUCUGCCCAGGGACCCACAGAGUACGCGGCGGCUCAGGCGGUCGACUUUGAAUCGACCUUCCGCAUGUUUGUGACCCCGGCGGUGGAAAGGAUCGUCCUGGAGAACACCAACCUGGAGGGCUCUCGAAAGCUCGGGAGCGCCUGGAAGGGCAUGGACGAGGUCGACCUGCGAGCCUACUUGGGCCUCCUGAUUUUGUCCGGCGUCUACAGGUCCCGAGGGGAGGCCGUGGCCAGCCUGUGGGACGCCGAGAGCGGCAGGGCCAUUUUUCGCGCCACGAUGUCACUCAAGUUGUUUCACGCUUACUCGAAGCUGUUGCGUUUCGACGAUCGCCAAACGAGACCCGCCAGGCGAGCGACGGACAAACUGGCAGCCGUGAGAGAGGUCUGGGACGCGUGGGUGGAGCGGCUGCCCAGCCUCUACGACCCGGGUCCUAACGUGACGGUGGACGAGCAACUGGUACCUUUCAGAGGUCGUUGCUCUUUCAGACAGUACAUGCCUAGCAAGCCAGCAAAAUACGGCCUCAAGUUUUGGGUGGCGUGCGACGCCAAGUCCAGCUACGCUUGGAAGAUGCAGCUUUACACAGGCAAGCCAGGAGGAGGAGGAGGAGGAGGAGGAGGAGGAGGAGAAAAGAGAGCUUCUGAAAAAAAGCAGGGCCAGCGGGUCAUGCUGGACGUCACAGAAGGGCUCGCCGGGCCUCGCAACGUGACGUGCGACAACUUUUUCACUUCCUACGAACUGGGCCAGCGGCUCCUGCGCAGGGAGCUCACCAUGCUCGGUACGGUUCGCAAGAACAAGCCGGAAUUGCCGCCGGCGCUCCUCUCGGUCAAGGGCAGGAGCGCCUUCUCCUCCGCGUUUGCCUUCACUCCCAGCACCGUCCUGGUGUCCUACGUGCCCAAGAAAAACAAAAACGUGAUCCUGAUGAGCACGCUACACUCGGCCGCCACGGCCGCCGACGAUUCUUGGGUGGCAGUCCCCCGCCUCCAGAAGUCGCGCCAAUCCGACGAUAGAGGGCGCGUCGCGUCCGCUCAGAGGUCCCUCGCAGUCCGCGACCUCCAGGAGGGGGUCGCGCCGUCGCAGUCCGCGCUCAGGAGGGGUCGCCCCGUGCAGUCCCGGCGGACUCCGAGGCCCGUGCAGGCCGCGGAACCUCCAGAGGCGCCAUCCACUCCCGGCACGGAUGGUCCGGCGCCGGCGCAGCAACUGCAUCGGUCAUGCGGCCCGGCGCGCACCUGA
This is a messenger RNA of Betta splendens (Siamese fighting fish), 2251 nucleotides long. RefSeq names its product piggyBac transposable element-derived protein 4-like. NCBI's taxonomy places the organism in Eukaryota, Metazoa, Chordata, Actinopteri, Anabantiformes, Osphronemidae. Bases 530 to 2251 code for a protein of 573 amino acids. The record is from RefSeq and is a predicted model, not a curated record. The transcript is spliced from 3 exons.